AUGCCGCCAGAGGAUAGCAAGGCAACCGAUAAGCAACUGAAGAGGGUAGGUCAGCGUAAAAGGUCUACACAAAUUAAACUUGAUUCUGCCAGCAAUGGAAGCAAAAUACCUGAGGUGCGGAGGGCACAGCUGCUUGAGCCUGGUCGCUACCUUGCCCGCAACUUGCCGCCCAUGCACAAACUGAAAGAUAUCUUCAACGAUCUCGCAGAAAAUGCUAUCAGGCAGGGGUUUUCUGCUGUCCUCAACCACCUAGCAGGAAGGCCACUGCGCGUGGCUACGAUGUGCUCGGGGACUGAGAGCCCGCUUCUGGCCCUGGAGAUGAUUCAGAAUGGCCGACUCCGUAUUGAACACCUCUUCAGUUGUGAGAUCGUUCCGUUCAAGCAAGCAUACAUUGAACGGAACUUCCACCCUCCCAUCCUCUUCCGUGAUAUCCGCGAACUCGGAAAUGACGAGGCGCAAACGGCAUACGGGUCGCUGGAAAAGAUCCCGAGGAACCCAGACCUCCUAGUCGCCGGUACCGCCUGUGUCGAUUUCUCCAACCUCAACUCACAGCAGAAGACACUUAGAGAUGAUGGAGAGUCUGGAAGAACAUUCAAGGGUAUGCUGAAUUACGCUCAGAAAUAUCGCCCUGCCUUGGUCAUCCAAGAAAAUGUCAGGAGCGCCCCCUGGGCCGAAAUCGCUCGCAAAUGGGAGUCGAUCGACUACUUUGCGACAUGGGCCGCUGUCGAUACAAAGGCGUACUACAUUCCUCAAACUCGGGAGCGCGGGUACAUGGUUUGCAUCGACAAGGUCCGCCUCCGGAAUAUCGAGGUACAGAAUGACACUACAGACGAUGCCGUUCGCUAUCUCCAUCUCGGGGCCCGAUGGAAAGAGCUGCUCUCUAAGUUCACACGCCCAGCCAGCUCUCCAGCAGGUAUGUUUCUUCUUGAUGAGGACGAUCGACGACUGGAACGCAUUGAAAAAGACAUGAGCACUCGUCUCAAUGCCACGGCUGCUCGCGCCGAGGUCGCCUGGGAGAGAUAUAAGCGACAUCGCAACGAUUAUGAUGUUGGAAAUCAACGGCCAAUUACUCGAUCACAGCCUGGUAGCUUUGUCUGUCAUCCGCCCGAUUUCUAUUGGUAUACGUACAUAAACUCUCAGGCCGAGAGAGUUUGGGAUACCCUUGAUAUCAACUUCUUGCGAAAGAUCGUUACCGGGGAUUACGACAUGAAUUUCAAGGAGCGAUGGAUUGAGUUGUCCCAGGGCGUUGACCGUGGCGGCGAGUCAAAAAGUUUUGGAAUUAUCGGCUGCAUCACGCCAUGUGGCAUGCCUUUUCUCACUACCCGUGGCGCGCCUCUCACUGGUCUUGAGGCUCUAGCUCUGCAAGGAUUGCCGUUGGACAGAAUCAGUCUUACGAGAGAGUCACAGCGGGAACUCCAAGACCUGGCCGGGAACGCGAUGAGCUCAACUUGUGUUGGGGUUGCCAUUCUUGCGGCGCUGCUCGUCGGCUACAAUGUCCUGGAAAGGGGGAAUGGUUCGAUGGACUACAGUGAUCAAGAUGUGGUAAAGACGUCUAUCAUCCCUCAGGAAGGCUACGAUAGCACGCAGACUAGUGUGGAGGACGCCCAAGUCCACAUCGUCGACCAUGUUGAUCUCCAAGCGCGAGCUGCUAGCAGUGCAAGCUACUGUACGUGCGAAAAGCAGUCUGCUGUCAGGACGAGCAUCUUCAGAUGUGGACUUUGCAAGCAUACCGCCUGCAGCUCAUGCUCCGGAAAUCCUUCUCACUCGUAUGAACCUCUUCCAAUUCCGCGCAGCGAGCCGUCGGGUUUUACCACGUAUCUGAAAGACCUGCUGCCGAUAAGGCUCAAGCUCACCGGCAUCUCUAUUAUGGAUUUCGAGCAAUUCGUGAAUUACAAGCGGGAAUGCGUGGAAGGCUUUGAAUGGCAGAACUUCACGGAAAUAAUCAAAUCUGCACUUUGUGAAGAGCUCCGUUUCUUUGAUAUUACCCGAGGACGCGUCUGGAAAGCCGUCUACAAAGGCAGACAUUCGAAUUCCAGCCUGAGUCUCAUAAUCAGCAGCACUGGUUUACAAUGGAUCUAUUAUGCGAAUCCACCCGCAUCAGCACCGUCUCAGAGUCUUAUCAGAGAAAUACUUGCCCAGCCAAUUGCAAGAAUGACACCUCGGCAGGAAUCGCUCAUUGAUGGUGACUGGGAGGUCUGUUCUCCCUUCAGCACAAAGCUCGCUCUCACAUUUGCAGGCAGUGGGAGCCAGGUCAAAACAUUCCAGGCUGAAUGUGGGCUGCAGACAAACAAGUAUUUGAACUCCAGAACCUGGAGUCGUCUCACUGUUGGCGGAGAAGCGGAAGACGCCAGACGCUUGGACGUGAAUGUUAGAGGCGAAUACGAGUAUCUUCCUGAUUGUGGCACGGCACUUGGAUCUCUGUACAAGAAGGCUGCUACUGGAGACUGUCCUACCAUUUACCUUUUCCUCGAUCCUACCAAACACAGCGACCCGGAUGGAGAUUGUUGUGUCUUUUCUCUUGAGCAUGACCGCAUCCCAGGAUACUCGAGUCGCAUUACCAUUGCGGAGUUGGAGCCUUCAUGGAGAGCAUGGGACAUGACCAGUACCAUGGCAAAUGCCAACGCGUUUUCCCGUUGCUGGGCCAAAAUAUCCGAUGCUAGAUUGGAAAGAUUUGUCAGUGGUCCGAUCAUCUGCAAAAGGUUGAAACCCGGAGUCCACCUUUCAAUUGGAAACAAGGAUUGCCACGAAAGUUACAUAACAUUGCUCUCGCUGUCUGUGCCAGCAACAACGUCCAAACAGGGAGAACAGGACACCACCUGGAGAGCCUUGGACACUGUGGAUCCUGCUGUCACCUUGAAGAAUUUCGCCUGGUUGGUCCAGAAGGUUUCCGGGUGGAGGGAUUUCCAAGAUUGGCAUCAGCUCAAUGGCUGGGAUAACCUACCAUACACGGAAGAAACAGCGUGCGAGUCCUGUCAUCCACCGAAGCCCAGCAUUUUGUGGGGUAGAGACCAGAAAAAUGCCAUUGUGCCCUACGAGAACCCGAAGGAGGCAGGCGCCUAUGAGCGAGCUGCCAAGUCAAAGCCGCCUGCAUUCUUGGUCUUCAGGCAAGGUGGGUGUGGCAGCGAGAGUGGACUUCGGUUCACUCUCAAUGUACAGACACUCGCCCAUCAGGCUUACGGCAAGCUUGUUGGAACUGGGCCAAAUGACGGCAUCAGUCUUCACUGGCGACUCAUUCCAGAUGCCUAUGACUUGGCCAAGCUGAAGUCCGCUGAAUUCGCUUUGAAGAGCAAUCAGGAUGACACCCCCCGCUCACAACCGCCUCACUUCAAAGAGAAGUUGAGGAAGGAGCAACUGCGGUCGCUGGCAUGGGCGAUUUCUCAGGAGGCGGAAGAUGUGGCCCCGUUUCUGGAGGAGGAAACUGAAGAGGCUGUGCUCCCUCUGAUGCCGUGGCGGGCGGAGGUGAAGGCUGCUAUCCCCAAAAUUGUCCGAGGAGGCGUACUUGCCGAUGAAGUGGGUUAUGGCAAAACGGCAGUAAUACUUGGCCUUAUUGAUGCGCAGAUCCAAAAAGACCGCUCGCUCUCAUGGGAGGUUUCUGGGUUGAUCCCCACUCACGCAACCCUGAUCGUGGUUCCGGACAAUGUCUUUGAGCAGUGGCAGUCUGAGAUUAACAAAUUCCUCGAUAGCCAACACACGGUGCUGGCCAUUCAGGGUGUUGGAAAACUCCGCAAACUCAGCAUUCGAGACAUCCAAGGUGCUGAUAUCAUCGUCGUGGCGUGGAAAGUGUUCAGCAGCAACGUGUACUACGAAACUUUACAGCAGUUCACAGGGACUCCAGAGCCUCCUGUAAAGGCAGGCCGCAACUUUGAUAACUGGUUCCAAGAGGCUCGACAGGCUCUCAAGGAUUUGUGUGACAUUUUGACAUCUGACGGGCCUGAGGAAUAUCUUCGCAAGGUUCAGGCACGGCGCGCGCAGGUCAAAGAGCGCCAAGCUGGGUAUACCUACAUGCCUUCUCGCCGAGUCCGGGGCAAGGGCUUUGCACUUGCCCAGCAAGAGAAACAGGCAAGCGUUGGUGAUGAAACUUCAAAGUCUGACUUUCUUUUCAUCAAAGAUGGCGAUCAAACACCAGAUGAUAAGCCAGUGGAAAGUGCGAACUGCUUGGAGAAGGCCUGUACUGACGAGGUUACAGAGCGCAUCUCUGAGGAGUCUCAGAAGAAGGUUACCAAAAGAAAACGCGACCAAGAACCUGACAACAACCCCACACCUCGGGCGCGAGACGACCGGGAGCUAUUCAACAUCCCAGCAACCCAGAAGGAUCACGAUUGGCGCGACAUGCGGUAUCCAUUCCUGCACCUCUUCAGUUUCAAUCGGAUCGUCAUCGACGAGUACACAUACACCGGGGAAGAAAGACUGAUUUCGAUCUUGUCGUUGCACGCACGCUCUAAGUGGAUUCUGUCUGGCACACCGGCUAUGAGUGAAUUUGCCGACAUCAAGAGCAUUGCACGGUACCUGGAUCUCUACUUGGGCGUGGAUGAUGAUGGAGAUGUCCCCACGCAGAACAGUCGACUGAAAUCCAUUCGCAGGAGAUACACCGCAGCGGAGUCUUUUCAGAUGUACCAGCCCCGUCGCUCUGAUGCCUGGUACAGCAAUAGACGCGAGAUUGCACAAAGGUUCCUAGAUAAAUUUGCGAGACAAAACAUUGCGGAAAUUGACCACAUCGCCACGGAGAUACAUCUCGUAGUGAUAAACCAAUCCCCAAUGGAGCAGCAAACCUAUCAAGCAUUGUUUCAUGCACUCGUGGAACAGAAUGGCCGGCAUCGCAAAAUCAGAAAUCCCAACAACGAUCUCGUCAUUUCCCGUUUGAAUGACAUACUGGGCAGCAGCAAGGCCCCGCUGGAAGCUCUUGUCAAAUACUGUGCAUCUACGAAGCUGCAAAACAACCCGUGGGAUGUCGAAGCAUACAAGAGCCGGCUGAAGACUCACAGACAGACGAGGACGGAGCAUUGUAGCAAAUUGGAGGGUCUUGUAAAACAGGCCGCGAUGAUCAUCCGUCGGUGGAAGAUGCAGUCAAGUCUUAUCAAUCGUUGCUUGGCUUCAUAUGAUAUCUGGGUUGGAAGUGACGACGGCAACGAUGUCACGGCCGAAAUGGAAGAGAGAUUCGCAAAAGCAUCCAAAAAAGUCAAGAAGCCUUUGGCAAAAUCUCAUACGAAAGAAAAGGCGGGAAGCCCCAAGGACAACCGCGGCCUGCCUGGAGGGCGCCCCAGCAAGAGAGCCAAGCUGUCCUGCAGCGGUCUCGCUGAAAAUUCCAAGGCGGAACUUCAAUAUCAAGAGGUGGAAGCCGUGAUGAAAGCACUAGCAGUUGACGUUAACUCUAUCUUGAAGCUAAUUGUCCAAAGCGAGCGUGACAUCCGCCUCUCAGAAGCCAUCCUGAACCUACAGACUGCGGCGACGGCAAUAACAUGCUCCAAAUGCAAUGCGCAGCAAGUCAGCAUCACCAAAGUGGGACUGUUGGCAUCCUGUGGUCAUCUCCUGUGCGAAGUCUGCAUCGACAAAAUCCCCGAGAAGGAGUGCCAGUGUCUGGUCCCCGGGUGCGAUGGAUCCGCAAAGCCAAGCAAGAUCGUCCACGGAUCAAGCAUCGAGGGCGGGAAGAGCACUGAUGAAAAGGACAGCAAGAUUGAAAAACUGGUCGAGAUACUUCAGCAAGUUCCCGCCGACGAACUGGUGCUCGUCUUUGUGCAGUUUGAAGAUCUGAUGCCUAUCGUCUCUCGUGCGCUUAAAGCCAAUGGCAUCGAACAUCGCAUGGCACGGGCUGGGUACAUGGGCCCAAUUAAUGAGUACAUCAAGAUGAAUGAUAGAAAGAGCACGGGGAAGCAGAAGACUCGGCCUAAGGUGCUUAUUCUUCAGCUGGGUAGUUCGAUGGCUGCUGGAUUGUAUGUAUUCCGCUCUUUUCUUCUAACAAAACUGGAAUGGCUUGUACUGACACUUCCUAGAAAUCUUCAAUGCGCCAACCACGUUAUCUUCCUCUCGCCUCUUCUCGUUCCAACUCAACAGGAUUGGAAUGCCGGGAUGACCCAGGCCAUUGGACGGGCACGACGCUACGGCCAGACGCGAACUGUACACGUGUAUCAUCUUUUGAUGAGGAUGACCGUCGAUGUGAACGUUAUGCAGGAACGAGAGGGCAAGAUCCUGGUUGAGCGUGCUGGUGCGUUGGAGUGGGUGUCUAAGGCCGAGGGUGACGCCGAGGGUGUCAUUCGAUGUGAAGGCGAGCCAUUUGAUGUGGGAGUGUGA
Messenger RNA from Penicillium riverlandense, 6285 nucleotides. RefSeq names its product putative SNF2 family helicase. Gene Ontology annotation, molecular function: ATP binding; methyltransferase activity; ATP-dependent chromatin remodeler activity. The transcript is spliced from 6 exons. Lineage: Eukaryota; Fungi; Ascomycota; Eurotiomycetes; Eurotiales; Aspergillaceae. The record is from RefSeq and is a predicted model, not a curated record. Bases 1 to 6285 code for a protein of 2094 amino acids.